AUGAACAUUCCGCAAGGAGCUCAUAUCUUGAGCCUUCCAAAUGAAAUUCUCCGCCUCAUAUUUCUUUACCUGGCGCAAAGCGACCCAGUCCCCUUCUUCCUUGAACACUUUCGCCAAAUAGGCAACCGCUUGCAUAAGACUACUGGCUCCAUUGGCAUGCCACUCGGCCAUGCCAGAGCCAACUUUCUCACCCAGAUUCAUUCAUCUCAACGUCGGCACUUUUUCGAGUGGCUGUCGGUCACUGGAACAUGUCGCCGGAUCAGAGCCUGUGCAAUUGCCCCCUUCUUCAGUGAAAAGACCCUCAUCAUGUCACCUUCGACAGUGGAACUGCUGCGAAGUGGUACUUAUGGCUGCUUUUCACCAGAUAUCACCAACAUCAUCCUAACCAAUACUCAAACAAUCAUAAUCCCUUCGACUAGCAGAGAGCCAAUUGUGGACAACUUUUCGGCGUAUGAUUGCUUUCCGCGCUUGAAAACUCUCGCUUUACCUCUUUGUAUCCCCUAUCUCUCCGACCUCUUGGAGGACUCAAGCCGACCUGCUGUGAGCUCCAAACUCAAACCCGUCCCAGCUCCAAUAGACAUCGCUGGGCUUGACCUGAACUUCAUCCGCUUGACUCUACUGGUAAAAAAUGAAGCUCGCUUUGGGAUGCCCAAUCGUCUGAGGCUUAACUGCCUAAGGUCCUAUCUCGCCCAGCUUAGAUUCAGAGCUCGGCGAUGGCAAGAAUUGACUGCUAUCGAGCAACUUGAGAAAAAGGAAUCGCAUUUAGCUAGGGAAAUCGCAGCAACAGAACGAGCGGUGGGUUGGAGGACUCGCGCGUCUACUGAACAGUCUCAAAAGGACGUUUCCCCUACUGCAUUUGGCUGA
Bacidia gigantensis is the source of this 864-nucleotide messenger RNA. RefSeq lists its product as uncharacterized. The transcript has a single exon. The record is from RefSeq and is a predicted model, not a curated record. Lineage: Eukaryota; Fungi; Ascomycota; Lecanoromycetes; Lecanorales; Ramalinaceae. Bases 1 to 864 code for a protein of 287 amino acids.